CUGUCACCGCACCAGCCAGUCAAAGAAUUUUUGUACAUGUUUCGUUUGUUGGUGCGUGAUUGAAACUUGGCAUGCGGUGUAUUUAUUUAAGUUUUAAUUAAUUAAAUAGUCUCCGAUUAGAAGAAAUUAUUAGUGGCCAUGAAACCUCAGUAAGUGUAAAUAAUUAUUGAUCAUAAAAAUGGUAGAAUCGUGACAUAUUUUGUGACGUGUUUAUAUCUGUAAUGAUCAUGAUCGUCUAACUCGUGUAGUUUGUUUCGCAAAUUACGUGUAACAGUGAUAAAACGAUGUCGGGACACAGUAUCCACGAUGAGGCAGAUGCCGACCGAGCCCAGAUGAUGAAGAAGAUCUUCAGUGCAGUGUUUUAUGCACUUGCCUCUUUCAUGAUAACUGUGGUGAAUAAAACAGUGCUAACAACUUACGAGUUUCCCUCAUACCAAGCAUUGGGUCUGGGACAGAUGGUGGCUACGAUAUCAGUGUUGUGGUGUGGCCGAUACAUGUCUGUAGUGCAUUUUCCUCCUCUGGAUAGUGGUAUAGCGCGGCGUAUUUGGCCGCUGCCACUCAUCUACUUGGGCAACAUGGCUACAGGCUUAGGUGGAACCAAAGAACUCAGCCUGCCAAUGUUCACAGCUCUUCGCAGAUUCAGUAUUUUGAUGACUAUGCUUGGUGAACGAUUUGUACUUGGAGUGCGAGCCUCCUGGCCAGUGCAAGCCAGUGUGUUGGCCAUGGUUGGCGGCGCCCUACUAGCAGCUGCCGACGAUGUGACUUUCUCAAUUUCGGGCUACACUUUUGUAUUACUUAAUGAUGCAUUUACUGCUGCUAACGGUGUUUACAUGAAGAAAAAGCUAGACUCCAAAGAUCUAGGUAAAUAUGGACUGAUGUACUACAAUGCCCUAUUCAUGAUUGUUCCUGCAUCCUUAGUGGCUUGGUGGACUGGAGACCUGGAACGUGCUGCUGCCUAUGAGAACUGGGAUGAUGUGUUAUUCCUAACACAAUUUCUGUUGUCUUGUGUCAUGGGUUUUGUUCUAUCCUACAGUGUGAUGUUGUGCACCCAGCACAAUAGUGCCCUGACCACAACAAUCAUUGGAUGUCUGAAAAAUAUCCUAGUUACUUAUUUGGGAAUGGUCAUAGGUGGAGAUUAUGUAUUCUCAUUAUUGAAUUUUAUUGGCCUCAACAUAAGUGUAUUUGCAAGUCUCCUAUACACUUUUGUCACAUUUAAGCGCAAACCAUCACCAGCAUACCAGCCUGUUAAUAUAGUGAAAAUAGAUACUGUAUAGCAGUGCCUCAGACGUAACCCUCAGUGGUCUACCUACUAUGUGUAGUGUCGAACUUUGCUACCAAAGAAGACUGUAAUUGUAAUUUAUGGUGUUGUGAACACUCCAUGAUAGUAAUCAUGUAGAAUACAGAACUGUCAUAAUAAUUAUACAUAAUUAUUACAUUACUAUAAUGUGUACAUAAGAGAACUGAAUAAUGUGUAUUAUUCAAUACAAAUGUAUUUAGUUUGCAAUGUAUGAUCCUAAAAUGAUUAAUUAUUAGUGAUGCAACGAUUAUGAAUAAUUAUAGUUUAUGUAAAAAAGGUAUAAGGUACUUGGUAGUCAUGUCAUUCAUGGCAAUGAAUGCAGAGAUAUAUAUUUUUAAUUAACUGUUUCAAUGUGACCUCCACAUUCAUAAAUUAUAUUUAUCAUGCCUAUUAUUUGCAGUUAAUUUUAAUUGCAACUCAUAUAAUAUGACAUUUACCAAUAGGCACCUAAGUAUAUUGACUAUGCAGUGAUUUUUAUUGUUGUCUUGUAUAGAUUUAAGUUACUUAGUAGGUAGUAAAAUAGCGUUAUUAUAGGCAUACUUGUUCUCAAGUUACACUUGUUGCAUCACUGAUAUUAAUCAUAAAAUAUCUAAGUUUUCUAAUAGAAUGUACCAUUGUAAGUUAUCAAGGUAACUUUCUUGAGGAUGACUGUAGUAAGUUACUAAAUAUUUUUUGGCUAUGUAGUCUUAAAUGUAGUAUUAAUUUGUCUUCCGAAAAUUUUUUACUCUUUAUUUCAAUAGCAUAUUUAAAUAAUUUAUUUAAAAGUUAUACUAUAGAUAGAUAGAAUAUAGAAAUAUGUUCGAAAUUACUUAAUUUUACAAUGCCAAUUACCAAAUGAUGGCUAAACAUUCACUGAAAUUCAUUAACUUUAAAACCAUGAUCAGUUUUACUGUUACCGUAGAAUGGGGUUACUUUAACCAAUUUUAAACUUUGAAGGUCCAUAUCUUUUAAAUUUGUGGGUGUAAAAAAAUACAAAAAAAGUCUAAUAAUCGGUUUUUAUAGCACUCUCGAUUCGUGUAAUAAAAAAAAAAUAUGGCUCAAUUUUGAGAAAAAAAAUAAAAAGUAUGUGAUCAAAGCUAAAAGAAGAAUGGGGUUACUUUGAUAUCCCCAGAUUUUAUUGCGUAAAUAGAAAGUAACCUCAAUUAUAAUACCAAUAAAUUUAAAAAAAUCAAAAUCUGCCAACGGGAUAAAUAGUUAUUGUCAUUUUUGUCCUAUGGGGUAACUUUGAUCUACUAAA
Molecule: messenger RNA, 2534 nt
Organism: Ostrinia nubilalis (European corn borer)
Lineage: Eukaryota; Metazoa; Arthropoda; Insecta; Lepidoptera; Crambidae
Gene: frc
Product: UDP-sugar transporter UST74c
Exons: 1
Coding region: 285-1274 (329 amino acids)
Cellular component (GO): Golgi apparatus
Molecular function (GO): UDP-glucuronate transmembrane transporter activity; UDP-N-acetylglucosamine transmembrane transporter activity; UDP-N-acetylgalactosamine transmembrane transporter activity
Source: RefSeq, a predicted model, not a curated record